GGUUCAUUUCCAACCUCUCUCUAUCGACAUGUCCAGCAAAAAGCCUCAAACUGUCACCUUACAGCUAACUUGUCAUGUUUGCGAAAAGGGUGGAUAUCGUACUGAUAAUUUCAGGAGACACCUAAGAAGUCACGGUAUAAAAGACAUACUGUAAUGUAAAUGGACUUCUUGAGACUGAAGAAUUGCGCAUAGGCAUCGAGAUUAAGGAAAGACGAGGAAACGGAUUUAGAAGAAUCGAUAAUGACCAGUAAGGAGCUCUAUGCAUUGAUGAGUUAAACGUUUCUCAAUUUCUGAUGAUUGUAGGUAUAUAUAUGCAUCCGCAAACGAUGUAACUGCCAUGAAGCACCAAGAAUGCAUUGCUUGCGAGCAUCAUUGCGCUGAUAUAUUGGAUUUGAGAAUACAUAUUAUUGAAAGUCAUACGGUGCUGCAAGUAGAAGAAAAUGCUGGAAGCUCUUCUGAUGGUAAGGAAGACGCUGCGCUGAUAGUUGACAUUGCCGAUAUCUUUACUGAUGGAAUUGUGGUAGAACGUGCGCAAGUAAAACAGUCUUCCAAGCGAAACAAUGAGACUUUACAAUCUCCUCCAAUAUCAGAUGGAUUGAGUCAAGCGUCAGAUGUGAGCGUAAAAAAAAGAAAAGGCUAUGAGACGCCAACAGCAGUUCAACCGAUUCAGCGGCAUCGAAACUUGCUUGAGGAGUUUACGACCAGUCUGGAGGAAAAUCCUUUUGAUGAUGAUGACGACCCGCUUAUCUCUGUUCCUACGGAAAUCGGCUUCGAAUUUAAGCGUGAAAGUGAAGAAGAAUGGCUUUUGUAUGGUGAUGACGUCUUGGAGACUAUCUACAAUUACCAAAAUACGAGUCUCAGACAUUUACGCCAGAAGACUGCUAUCAACGAGAAUAUCGAAAGGAUACUGUCAUUGUCUUCCAUCAUUUUACUCAGACAUCAAAGCACGAUAUUUGAUGGCAGCUCAGAUCAAUCGAAGCUGAGAGAAGCUAUCAAAUCUGAACAAUUGAGCGCAUUGCAAUCGGAAAUGAAUAAAGAUAAAAAAUCUGAUUUGGAAUCGCUUCGGAAAACCUUGAAGAUGACCCUUAAGGAAAAUAGUCGUUCUUUAGGUUUGAAGGCAAUCGAUGCGACUGAAAUGAAAGAGUUGAGUCGCUUGAAAGAACUGACACGCUAUAUUCAACACCCUUUUCGUGAAGUAUCGCAUGUCGGUCGUAAAAGUGAGACUGAGACACAGUGUACCGCAGCACACCUAUACCCUUUCAUGUUGAACAUGUAUGGUGAUCCAGAUAGGUUUCCAGUUGUCUUUGGUAACAGUUCUUCCACCGCUUCGGCAGCUCGCAUCAACGGAAAAUACCAAGCACGGCAGCCAGAUGGUAUCAUACAAGUCGUCCAUGGGCACACCAUUCUUGAAGCUGGAUAUGUGGAGAACAAGUUCAACAACGCCACCAAGGCAAAUGUUGCAAAGGACUUGAUGCGACUUUGUCGAUUUGCGAAGGACAGUUUGGAUCUUCUGCGCAGGAGAUCAGUGGAUCCAGACCUCUUUAUAACAUUGAAUCAAAUUGUCGACCACCAUGUGGAUCUCCUCGUUGCAAAACGCCAGGCGGAUGGCUACACCAUAAUCACUCAAGUUGGAUCAUACGAGUUGCCGAGCACCAUUAGGGGCAUGCUUGCUUUUCUAGAUGAUUAUGAAGAACUGCACGCUUAUUUUGAUGCAAGCCUGGACUGCUGUCAAAAAGUUCGGCAAGUUCUUAUGACGAACCCUCCGACAUUGGCUGAUACAGCGUAUCGGCAAUGUGUCAGCACACCAGAUCUGAAAAAAUUCUUGUUACUUUGAGAUCUACGUACCCAAGAUCAUUGCUUGCAUUUUCACCUACACAAUCAUCAACGUGUUUCAUCUUUUGUUACAUUAGCUGGAUAAAACCAUUUGCGUAUACCCUCAUACUUGCUCUCAUUUACCUUCCUUCAUUUUUUGCAUUUUUCGUAGCUCAAUAAACAUCAUCUCAUUUAUAAAUUUGACACCUC
Umbelopsis ramanniana AG is the source of this 2022-nucleotide messenger RNA. RefSeq lists its product as uncharacterized. The transcript has 5 exons. The coding region runs from base 338 to 1834 and encodes 498 amino acids. The record is from RefSeq and is a predicted model, not a curated record. NCBI's taxonomy places the organism in Eukaryota, Fungi, Mucoromycota, Umbelopsidomycetes, Umbelopsidales, Umbelopsidaceae.